Molecule: messenger RNA, 621 nt
Organism: Dicrocoelium dendriticum
Lineage: Eukaryota; Metazoa; Platyhelminthes; Trematoda; Plagiorchiida; Dicrocoeliidae
Source: the annotation of a GenBank genome assembly
AUGCAAGCUACGGUUGAGUUGGGCCGUAUCGUUCGCACGCGCAUUAACAUUCCACUCAAGGCUCCGUUGCGCGAGGCGAUUGUGGUACAUUUGGACGCCGACGUUCGAAACAAGAUUGAAUCAGCCAAGCAAUAUAUCAUUGAGGAGCUGAAUGUCCGCGUUCUCACUGUUACUGGAGACAAGGCAAAAUACGGUGUGCAGCUGCGCUGUAUACCUAAUCAUCGUGUCCUCGGUAACCGUCUCAAACAAGAUUACAAGACAGUCAUGGAAGCUUUAAAGAAACUGUCAUCAGACGAAUUGGACCAUUUUGUUACGACUGGUUGCAUCAAAGUGUGCAACUACACGUUCAGUAAAGAUGACUUGUCUGUCGUCUACGUUUCGGGGGAGGCUGUUGAUCUAGAUCCGACUGCAUCAACAAAGCUUACCACGGGACAAGAUCGCACUGGGGCGCAAAGCAAACUGCGCCAUCAAACAUCCGCUCCACUGCAACGUUACGAGGCCGCCUCGGGCUCUCAUGGUUUACUGAUUCUUCUCGAUACCACCGCAGAUCCCGAUCUGGAAGAUGAACGAAUUGCCCGUGAGCUGGUAAAUCGCAUUCAGAGAACACGAAAGAAGUGUUGA